CCGUCGGCUUUGGCGUCGGAAAACUGUGGGGCCUGGAAGGAUGCUUGAUAUGGCUACCUGGGUACAGUCCUGUUUGUCGCAUAUCCCGACAGUUUACCGAUCAACACCCUGGGCCCUCUGGGUUCCUCUGAGUUCACUUAACUUGAGCAACACUUGCAGCCUGCCAACAUGGAUCGCACCUUUUGUUCAUCCACCGCAACCCAACCAUGUCCUUCCCCAGCGCAACACCAGACUGGAACAACCGCCAUGUCCUCCACCGAAACACACUUCCUGCCCGCGCGCACUUCUUCUCGUACACGAGCGAAAACGCCGCCCUGACCUUGAACCGCGAGGCAAGCGAAUACCGGUCGCUCAACGGCACUUGGAAAUUCAGACAUGACUCGUCCCCGUUCCAGGUCCCCGACUGGGAGGACGAAGACCCGUCUUCUUCCUGGGGCGACAUUGCUGUCCCUGGAAUGUGGCAGCUCCAAGGACACGGCCGUCCGCUGUACUCAAACGUCAAUUACCCAUUCCCGGUUGAUCCUCCAAAUGUGCCGCAUCUGAAUGAGACGGGAUCCUACUGGCGGGAAUUCGAUGUUCCUGCGAAAUGGUCCCAGCAGCAAGUGCGGUUACGAUUCGAAGGUGUUGAUAGUGCGUUUCAUGUUUGGGUCAAUGGGCAUGAAAUCGGAUAUAGCCAAGGAAGCCGCAAUGCCACCGAGUUUGAUAUUACACAGUAUCUCCAGGCUUCCCGCAACACCUUAGGGGUGCGUGUUUACGAGUUCUGUGAUGGGUCGUAUCUCGAGCGCCAGGAUCAGUGGCUGCUCUCUGGCAUCUUUCGUGAUGUUUAUUUGCUCUCGUUUCCUGUUGAGAGUGUAGUUGAUUUUACCACAUUUCCUGACUUGGACGAUACGUUCACCCACGCCACUCUCCAUACCAGGGUAAUUGUGCAGGGUCAAGAGCCCGGGCCAGUCGCUAUGAAGCUCUAUUGUCCGGACGGAGCACUAGUUGCUGAAAACAAUAUCAAGCCCUGCGAAACGAGCAGGAUUCACGUGUCCGGAUCAGCCCUCAGACUCUGUUCGGCCGAGGAUCCAGCCUUGUACACCCUUACCAUAUCAUACAAAGGCCGUGUCAUUCCUCAGCGCCUGGGAUUCCGACGAUCCGAACUGCGCGAUGGCAACAUCCUGAUUAAUGGAAAACCGGUGAUUUUUUACGGCGUCAACAGGCACGAGCAUCACCCGCGUUUUGGUCGAGCGGUUCCAUACGAUUUUAUGCGGGCGGACCUCAUUCUAAUGAAGAAGAGCAAUAUCAACGCAGUGCGUUGUUCGCACCAACCAAAUGAUCCAAGGCUCUACGAGGUCUGCGACGAGCUGGGAAUCUAUGUUAUGGCGGAAGCAGAUCUCGAGACCCAUGGCUUUCUCCCAAUCGAGAGGAACAAGAUACCACCUGAAGAGACGCUCUCCAUGACGCGUACACAGGUGAUAAUCCGAGCCUUUGAGAUGUCGGCUAACUGGGCUUCCAACAACCCAGACUGGCGCGGGGCAUAUCUCGACCGCGCUGAGCAACUCGUUGGCAGGUUCAAGAACUUCUCGUCAAUCAUCAUGUGGUCGUUGGGUAAUGAGGCCUCGUACGGGAGGAAUAUUGCCGACAUGUACCACUGGGUAAAGGAGGUGGAUCCUACUCGUCCUGUGCACUAUGAGGGCGACCGCCAGGCGCUCACGGCGGACUUGUACAGUGUCAUGUAUAUGCCCGUGGAUGACCUCAGAAAGCUUGCUCGAGAGAGAACAGACAAACCAUUGAUCCAAUGUGAAUAUGGUCAUGCAAUGGGCAACGGGCCGGGUGGAUUGACCGACUAUAUCAAGGCGUAUCGAACCGAGAACCAACUGCAGGGAGGAUUCAUAUGGGAGUGGUGCAAUCAUGGCCUCCUCAAAAAGGAAGGUGAAAUUGAAUAUUGCGCUUAUGGUGGAGACUUUGGCGACUAUCCAAAUGAUGGUGACUUUGUCCUGGAUGGCUUAAUCUGGUCUGACCAUACUGAGGCGCCCGGUUUGACCGAGUACAAGAAGGCCAUUGAGCCUAUCACGGUUUCUUUGGCCGGGGAUGGCCGAAGGAUAGCAAUUGAGAAUCACUACGACUUUAGCGAUUUGAGUCACCUCACGGCGACGUACCGACGUGUGGGGGAAUCCGGCAGCAGCGAGCCCACCGUCCUGCGUCUGCCACGCAUUGCCGCAGGUGAGUGCGGUAUCAUUGAUAUGCCCUCGUCGCUCAACAUUGGUUCCCAGCAGACGUGGAUGGAGAUUAGGUUCUGCCUCAAGGAACAGACCACGUGGGCGCCUAGGGGGCAUGAGAUUGCCUGGAGCCAGUUGCCGUUGUACAACACGGACCAGGCUUUGUCUCUUCCCAUGCGCAUCUCAAUAAGGCACGGAGAAGCGAGCGUCCGAGAGCUACCAGGACGGCUAGUUGUCAACUUUCCAGCCUCACAAACAUUCUUUAACAUCGACCUGGUGCGCGGAAACAUAACAUGGUUGAGCAAGGGGAAAAUCAUAUUAAGCAAAGGCCCUGAGCUUGGAAUCUAUCGCGCGCUCACACAAAAUGACCUCGGCGCCCGCGGCAACGGGAUUGAAUGGAAGAAGCUCUUCCUCAAGGAUGCCAAAAUGCACGUCAAAAAGGCGUGCUGGGAAAUAGUAGAAGAUGGAUCCGUCACGCUUAGUCUCUCUGUGCGCGUCGCACCCCCAAUACUCGAAUGGGCAUGCAACGCAACCAUGACCUUUAACAUUACACCAACUGCUUUGGGCAUCAGAAACAAAGGGUCCUUCUCCGGGCGGCACCCCAAGCUUAUCCCCCGUAUCGGCCUCACAAUGUCCCUCCCCAGGGUUUAUAACCAAGCCACUUGGUUCGGUCGCGGGCCCGGCGAGUCCUAUCGGGACAAGAAGGAGUCUGCGCGCUUCGGGACCUGGGGCGCAUCUCUAGACCAGCUACAAACGCCGUACGAGUGGCCGCAGGAGAACGGGAACCGCACAGACGUGUUCUGGGCGCGGUUCAACGGCGCUGACACUGAUACUGACUGCGAAGUGCCUCCAGUUCUCGAGGCGCGCAUGGAGAAGCCGUUUAGCUUUUCGUUCCGAAAGCAUACGAUCGAGGAACUGGAUCGGGCGAAGCAUCCGCAUGACCUCGUAGAGGCCCAGGAUACGAUUCUGAACGUGGAUUAUCUGCAGCACGGGCUGGGCUCUGGGAGUUGUGGGCCGCCGCCGUUUGAGCAGUACUGUUUGGCUGCGUCGGACUUUGACUUCAAGACGUUGAUUAGAAUUGUUUAG
Aspergillus calidoustus is the source of this 3287-nucleotide messenger RNA. The record is from the annotation of a GenBank genome assembly. Lineage: Eukaryota; Fungi; Ascomycota; Eurotiomycetes; Eurotiales; Aspergillaceae.